Parnassius apollo (apollo) is the source of this 435-nucleotide messenger RNA. The record is from the annotation of a GenBank genome assembly. NCBI's taxonomy places the organism in Eukaryota, Metazoa, Arthropoda, Insecta, Lepidoptera, Papilionidae.
AUGUCGUUGCGCGAAGAGUGGACGGGCCCCGGCGGCAAGGACCUAGUGGUGGUGGCAGCGCGUGAGGCGCUGGCGGUGCCCAGCCGCGCCGUGCUGCCGGAGCCGGCGCCGGCGCCCGGCCUCAUCAACGCCGACGGCUCCAUUAACUGGGGCUGCCCGUGUCUCGGCGGUAUGGCUACUGGGCCCUGUGGCACCCAGUUCCGCGACGCCUUCUCCUGUUUCCACUACAGUGAAACGGAACCGAAGGGCAGCGACUGCUACGAGAAGUUCAGCGUGAUGCAGGAGUGCAUGGCGCAGUACCCCGAAUUGUACGGCAAGGACGAGGACGAUGACGAGGCUGAGGCCGAAGCCGGCGCCGAGCUGGCAACGAGUGCGGCGAGCGCUCCGGCCGACGCCGAGGCUCAGCGCACCGCUGCUACUGAAGCAGACAACUAG